AUGGCGUCCACAACAUCACAGCCGUCGGAGAAGCGACCUGUGCCCGCGCCCUCGAACCCCGUCCUUCUUGCGACACAAGCCCAAUGGCUUUUCACAGAUGAGGAGCUCACGCGUGCGCCGUCGCAACUCGACGGUAUGGCACUGGAGGCAGAACAUACAAGUCGCAGUAAAGGGGUCAAUUUCAUCACUCAAGUGGGCAUUAUGUUAAAAUUGCCCCAGCUCACAAUCGCAACUGCGGCCGUAUACCUUCACCGGUUUUUCAUGCGGUACAGCAUGGUCGACCUGCCGCAACGACCGGGAAUGCACCCUUAUCCGAUUGCUGCCACCGCAUUAUUCCUAUCGACCAAAGUGGAGGAGAAUGUGCGGAGGAUGAGAGAACUGGUAGUCGCAUGUUGUCGGGUAGCGCAGAAACAACCCAACCUGGUCGUGGACGAGCAAUCUAAGGAGUUCUGGAAAUGGCGAGAUACGAUUCUGCACCAUGAGGACCUCCUUCUGGAAGCCCUUUGUUUCGAUCUCCAACUUGAACAGCCCUACCGUAUCCUCUACGACUUCAUCUGCUACUUCGGCGUCAACGAGAACAAACCCCUCCGCAACGCUGCCUGGGCCUUCGUCAACGACUCUAUGUUCACCGUUCUUUGCCUGCAAUUCUCGGCUCGGAACAUAGCUGCCGCCGCCCUUUACGCCGCCGCCCGACAUUGCGAUGUAGGAUUUGAGGACGAUGUCUCGGGCCGGCCGUGGUGGGAGCAGGUCGACGUGGAUCUGGCACAGGUGCGUCGCGCGUGCACAAGAAUGGCACAAUUGUACGAGAACAAUGCCAUGCAGAAACAUAGCCAGUACUACCCGACCACCCCCAUCUUCGCAGACGAGGGUACUGAGAAGACCAGGAUCCCGCGUGCUGGCAGCCCGGCUGGUACCCUGCGUGAAACAGACAACGCGAAUGGACGGAAGCGGUCGAGAGAGCCCGAAGACGAAGCCCAGGGCCGCUCAGAAGAACCACCGGUUCCGCACGACCAAGAACCGACGAACGGCGAACGAUCUCCGAAACGACCACGCAUGGGCUCAGACGCCGCCGCACAAGAGGCUUCAGCCGACAAGAACCCAUCCAACUCGACGUCGUUUAAUUCCUCCCAGGGAGCAACAGCUCCCCAGUCAACAGGGACACGCCCACUCCCCCACGACCGCCACCAUACAAACGGUCAUCUCCCUCCCCCUCCUCACCGCUACCAACAUCCCCUGCCUCCCGCCCCGCGAACAUUCCCCCGCCGAGACAGCGACCCCCGUCCAAGCGGCAGCGGCGGACGCCCAAACGCUCCAGUCGACGACCCAAUCCAACAACGGAUCGACGAAAUCGUAUCCCAAAACAUGACCAAUCCCCAAGCGGACCCCCGCCGCGAGACCGACGUAACUCAGACCGAUACCGCGAACACGAAGACUCCAGCCGAAGACGUCGCUCAGACCUCUCCUCCACCAGCAGAAAAUCCACCGACGAGCAACACCCUCCACCCCCGCCUCCUCCUCCUCCCUCCGAUAAGCUCCAGAACCAGCAACCACCACCGCCUCCUCCGCCACCAGACCAGGAUGAAGAAGGCGGAGGAAGCGAAGAGGGCGAGCUAUAGUCAUUAUAAGUUCUUUACGGUCUCCUCUGCAUCCUUACCCACCCCUUAA
Aspergillus nomiae NRRL 13137 is the source of this 1665-nucleotide messenger RNA. Its product is annotated as putative cyclin. Gene Ontology annotation, molecular function: cyclin-dependent protein serine/threonine kinase activator activity. The transcript has a single exon. Lineage: Eukaryota; Fungi; Ascomycota; Eurotiomycetes; Eurotiales; Aspergillaceae. The coding region runs from base 1 to 1665 and encodes 554 amino acids. Gene Ontology annotation, cellular component: cyclin/CDK positive transcription elongation factor complex; nucleus. The record is from RefSeq and is a predicted model, not a curated record. Gene Ontology annotation, biological process: regulation of transcription by RNA polymerase II; positive regulation of DNA-templated transcription, elongation.